AUGGCAGUAGUCGAAGCUAAACUGGAAAAAGGCGAAUCCAUAGCUAUGGAGAAUCAACGGGGUAUAACUGUUCUCAAAUGGAAGGAUAAGCACGACGUCUUAGUGCUUUCGACGAAACACUCAAAUGGCAAGCGAACGGUUCUAAAGAAAGGUAGAGCUAUUAAAAAACCAAAAAUUAUACUUGCCUACAAUGAAGCAAAAAGUUCAGUCGAUAUGAGUGAUCAAAUGACUUCAUACUCAUCACCACUCAUAAAAACUGUGAAGUGGUACAAAAAGCUAGCCAUUUAG
Messenger RNA from Parnassius apollo (apollo), 288 nucleotides. The record is from the annotation of a GenBank genome assembly. Lineage: Eukaryota; Metazoa; Arthropoda; Insecta; Lepidoptera; Papilionidae.